Molecule: messenger RNA, 1517 nt
Organism: Portunus trituberculatus (swimming crab)
Lineage: Eukaryota; Metazoa; Arthropoda; Malacostraca; Decapoda; Portunidae
Product: cilia- and flagella-associated protein 251-like
Exons: 5
Coding region: 137-1063 (308 amino acids)
Biological process (GO): nucleotide-excision repair, DNA gap filling; DNA replication; DNA synthesis involved in UV-damage excision repair
Cellular component (GO): delta DNA polymerase complex; nucleus
Molecular function (GO): DNA-directed DNA polymerase activity
Source: RefSeq, a predicted model, not a curated record
AAAAAACUAAUGAAAAGAAAGAAGAGAAAAAUAUACUAAACUGGACUGUAGCACCACCACCACCACCACCACCACUGCUACCACCACUACUGGCACCACCACUGCAGCUGUUAAGGCCACCAGUCAGAUAGCAAACAUGUUUGCCAAACAGACUAAGAAGCUGGAAAGUUGUCCAAGUACUGCUGUUAAAGAGGAGAAGGCACCAGCAAAGGCCAAGGGUGCAGGAAUCUCAGCGUUUUUCACCAAGGGUCCAGUUCAAAGAAGGCCAGACACCACAAAGUUGGGCAACACCACCAGUAGUCCUAAAUCUGACAGUACUCCUUGUCCUGAUGAGUCCAAAGGGUCUCUACCUAGUGAGGAUGCCCAGCUGAAACCCAAGGGCAAGGAGGACUCUCUGGUGUUUGGAGUAGAACAGGACGACAAAGAGGAGGUGAAGAGUGAAGGUGCUGGUGCAGGAACCACUAAAACUACAAAGACCAAGACCACCUCUUCCUCCUCUGCAUCCAAGAAGAGAAAGAGUAAGGGGAAGAAGAAGGAUGACCCAAAGACAAAAAGGACAAGAAUUAUGCAGCUGAGUGAUUCUGAGAGUGAAGAAGAAGAAGAAGAAGAGAGGAAUGAAGAAGAAGAUGAGAGAUUACUACUGCUUCCUUCUCCUCCUCCUCCUAUAACAGUCAACUCAGAGGAAGAGGAAGAGAAUGAAGGGGAGAAGAGCCUCCAGCCAUCCAAGUGCCCAGAGGAGGAAGCCAAAGUGGGGAUGAGGAAGAAGAUCGUGGAUGAAACUUAUAUGGAUGACAAAGGAUAUUUUGUGACCAAAAAGGUGAUGAAGCUUGUCCCACUAACGGAAGAGGAAAUCAAGCAGGAGGAGCAAGAGGAAGAAGAAAGGAAGAAAAAAGAAGAGGAGAGGAGAAUCAAGGAAGAAGAAGAGAAGAAAAAGAAGAGUUCCCCAACUGUAAAAUCUGAAACCUCUCCAUCCUCCUCCUCUGGACAGAAGAAGAGGAAGAAGGGAGGAAAGGAGGACAACAAAAAACAAGCAAAUAUCACGAGCUUUUUUACCAAAAAGUAAGCAAAUUAGAUGAGACCUGACAAGGUGAAAGAAGGGGUUUAAGACUGAGAGACUAUAAUUUUAUGAGAUAAUUUUAUUCCUCACUAAGUUCACUCUUGGCUUACUCAGUAUCCAUGAAGAAACAAAGAGCUAAACUAGUCAGGAAUGAACCCACCUUAUAUUACCUUUGUCUCUCUCUCAAGCAAAUUAGAUUAAAGUGCACUUCUUUUGUUAUGGUUGGUCUCCUAGUUAAGUGUAGUCACUAUUGGUAAAAAAAACUUUUAUUCCUAUAGAUAUUUCUCUUUUUAUAUGAUAUACAGGUUCUUGCAAGCAUCAUCUAAACAAAUUGUGUGAAACAAAUAUCACAAAUACCAAUAGGAAAAGAGAAACUAGGGGAUUUUACUUGUUAAAUUGCAGUAUUUUUGUCCUGAAAUUUAUGUAUAUGGCCAAUGAAUGAUACUGAUUUCCCACCAUU